AUGACUGCAGAUCUGCUCAAGAAAGUUUCUCCCUUAAUAUUCAACAGUUUUCUCAAGAUCUACUUCGGAAACAAGCAGAGAAAUGUUGAUGAUAAAAUUAUCGCCGAGCUUCAGCAACACAAUAACAGAUUAGAUUUGAACAAACGUCUGAUUGCUGAACAAUCUGCUCGCCUGCUGAACACAACAAACACCUUGACUGAAGUUAACAAUGAAUUCAGAAAUGUUGAUGACAGUUUAUCUGAUAAACUGAUAAAUCUUGAAGUCCAGAUUGCGGAGAACAACAAAGUUGUAUCAGCAGUACAGGAUAAUUAUGAAAGCCUUGUAAUUCGAUCAGAAUUGGUGAACCAACAGGUUGUAAAAAUGGUAAACCAACAGAAUGGUGUCAAUGAUAAUACAGCUGCUUCUGUCGAAAAGCUGAAAAAAUCUUUAAUCACGUUAGUUUCUCAGAGAGCGGAUAAAGUGGUGGAUGAUUUAAGAGUUGAGUUUAAUGCCCAAUAUGAGAAGGCGAAAAUUGAGCAGCAGAGCAUAACAACAAUGGCCGUUGAAAGUUUACGAAAGGAAAUCAAGAGUUUAGUAUAUUCGGAAUUGGGAUAUGAGAAUAUACCAGGUGCUGGUCUCUUUCAUAUUCCAAAUGAUGCCAAACCGUGGAGUGAUGCAAAAAGAUAUUGUGAAAGCAAACUCGGGUUUCUCGUAGAAUUAGUUAAUAGAGAAUUAGAGGUAAAAGUGAAGAACUAUGUGAAUACUAAAUACGGAAUUUCAACCUUCUGGCUCGGGGCAAGGGAUCAUCACACUGAAGGUGUGUUUAGAUGGGAGAGUAGUAACCAGCUAUUAGCGUAUACAAACUGGGGGAGAGGGGAACCUAAUAAUCAUGCUAAUAGAGAGGAUUGUACUGAAUUUAGUUCAGGUAUUUGGAAUGAUUUGGACUGCAAUGAGUCAAGACGGUUUAUCUGCCAAUCUCCAUGA
Eurytemora carolleeae is the source of this 963-nucleotide messenger RNA. Its product is annotated as low affinity immunoglobulin epsilon Fc receptor. Lineage: Eukaryota; Metazoa; Arthropoda; Copepoda; Calanoida; Temoridae. The transcript has 3 exons. Bases 1 to 963 code for a protein of 320 amino acids. The record is from RefSeq and is a predicted model, not a curated record.